Molecule: messenger RNA, 3916 nt
Organism: Aricia agestis (brown argus)
Lineage: Eukaryota; Metazoa; Arthropoda; Insecta; Lepidoptera; Lycaenidae
Product: zinc finger SWIM domain-containing protein 4-like
Exons: 24
Coding region: 15-3692 (1225 amino acids)
Cellular component (GO): Cul2-RING ubiquitin ligase complex
Molecular function (GO): zinc ion binding
Source: RefSeq, a predicted model, not a curated record
GCUGAGCGAGCGCCAUGUCUGCAUGCGCGCCGCGCGCCUGCUGCCGGCCGCGCGCCCCGCCGACCCUGCUCGACAUCACGGCCAAGAUCGUCGCCGCCGCGAUCCCGUUCCAGCGCAUCGAGGAGCGCUACGAGCGCAUUCCCGAGCCGGUGCAGCGCCGCGUCGUGUACUGGUCGUUCCCGCGAGACGAGCGCGACAUCUGCAUGUACUCGUCGCUGGCCCGCGCGCCGCCCGACGACCACCGCAACAUCGCCUUCUGCCGUGGCCUCAAGCUGCUGGAAGCGGGCUGCGUGGAGAACGUCCUACAAGUCGGGUUCCACCUGAGCGGUGUGGUGCGAGCGCCCGCGUCGGUGCCGCCCUGCUCCGAGCCCGAACGGCUUUACAGGGUCACAGUUUCCUUUGAUAGGUGUAAGAUAACCGGAGUGACAUGCAGCUGCGAGGCGCGCGACAUCUUCUGGUGCCAGCACGUGGUGGCACUGGCGCUGUACCGCAUCCGGAACGCCGACUCCGUCCGCCUGCGCGUGCCCAUCUCAGAAACCUUACUCCAGAUGGACCGGCAGCAGCUGCAGAAGUUCGUCCAGUACCUGAUAGCGGAGCACCAUACCGAGGUGUUGCCGACAGCACAGCGGUUAGCUGACGAAGUGCUCCAGGCGAGAUCCGCCAUCAAUCGGAUAUGCGGCGCGCCAGAUCCCACAGCCGGACCGCCGCCGGAUGCGCACCACGCCUGGCACCUGGAUGAGCAGCAGGUGUGCGAGCAAGUCCGUGCCUACCUCCUACAGGGUACAUACUACAAUGCCAACAAACAACUCAAUUCGUUAUUUUCUAAAGUAAGAGAAAUGCUUCGCGCACAAGACUCCAACGGUCCACGGAUGCUGAUGCUGAUGACUGAGCAGUUCCUCUCCGACCCUCGGCUGCUGCUGUGGAGGAACCAGAACACCCCCAUGACGGAGAAGUGCCGUCAGCUGUGGGAGCAGCUGGGGGCUCUCUGGGUCAGCAUAGUCCUGGACCCGGGGAGCAACAAGCACCAUCGGAUGCAGUGGAGGCAUCUGCUGGAUAAAUGGAGUGCGGUGGAGGUGUGUCCGACGGAAGAUCCGGAUUAUAGGUCGUUCCCGCUGUACGCAAGAGAGCGGGAACGCAACGAGAGGGAUCGCGACAGAGACCAUCGCGACAGGGACAGAGAGAGACACCGCGACAGGGAGGAGCGAGACAGGGAGAGGCUGCGGGAGAGGGAGGAGAGAGACAGGGAAAGACAUAGAGAAAGACAAAGGAGAGACAUACAUUCCCAUUCUGAGAGUUCGGACGAGGAACACAGGCCUAACAACUACGAGCGUGAAUUCCGGCGCGCGAGCAAAAGGCUGAGGCUGCACAACCAGCGCUCCGCCGCGCCGCUCACGCCGCGCACCGUCUUCCACAAGGCCCUCGACGCCGUAGACAUAUCCUGGGAGAGCGAUCACCUCAAGAACAUCUUAGGUUCGGACGAGUACGCGGAUCCGGACCGCACGGACAAGUCCGUCGCCGUGGCCGGCCCGCCGCAGCAAUAUCCUAAGUUCAACGACCUGGGACAGCCGCUGUGGCAUGAACACCUACCAGUAGUGGCGGCGCGGAUAGAGGCGUUGCGAGCGCACGGCCGCGCGCCCGCCGCGCUGCGACUUGCGGUCGCCGCCGCACGGGCGAUGCGACAUAGACAGGAGGUGGCUGCGACGCGGUGGGCGAGCGCGGGCGGCGGGGAGGCGGGCGGGUCGGCGUGCGGCGACAGCUGCGGCGGCUGCGAGCGACACAAGCUGUCGCUGGUGUGCGCGCACAUGGACGCCGGCGCCUGCCACGCCGCCACCUGCGCGCUGAGCCACGACCAGCGCUGCGUCGGCAGAGACAGCCGCUGCUGGGUGGGGUGGCCGCUGGAGGCGGUGUGGUGCGUGCACGAGUGUCUGGCGGACGCCUGCCUGGCGCCCGACGACCAGCGCGCCAGUCCGCGCCUGCAUACGUAUGACGAGGAACCCGCCACUGGUUUGCCACCCAGAUACCAGCACGUCCCAGUAGCUGGCAGCAAGAACCCUGAAGAGACGUACUUGGCUCUGGCGUUAGAAGCGGCGCUACUCGGACUCGGUAUGCAGAGGCUUCUGCCGAGCGGAUUGUACGCACAGGAGCGGUAUUGUAAGCAGGAGGAGCGUCUAAUAGGUCAACUCCAGCGAGUAGAAGGCGAAGCGGCGGCCGGAGUAUGCGCGCGGGUCGCACGCGCGUUACUCGCUGGUGGCCCCUCCUCCUGUCUGGGGGCGCACGUGCACCCGCGCUCCGCCCCUGCACACACCUUCGCACGAUACCUGUUCCUGGCGCUGCUGCCGAGUGAUCCUGACCUCGCGUACCGAGUUGGAUUGAGAGCUAUGAGACUGCCAAUGGUGGAGGAAGCGUACGCGUUGGACGGCGCUGGCGCGGGCGGUGCUGGCGCGGGGGCGUGGCACACGCUGCAGCACGCCGAGCAGCAGCAGGCCGCGCUCGCCUCCGCGCUGCUGGGUGCGGGCGCGGGGGCGUGGCACACGCUGCAGCACGCCGAGCAGCAGCAGGCCGCGCUCGCCUCCGCGCUGCUGGGCGCAGCGCGCGGCAAUCCCGGGCGUUUACGCGCGGCGUUGGCAGCGGCGCAGCGACACGUGCGGUCAGCGGCGCAGCUGUUCAGGCUAGCGCAGGACGCGCUGCGUCACGCCGCGCCACCCGACGCGCCGCACCACCACCGCGAUUUACUAGCUGCGGCGUUUGAGCUGGGCCUGCAGGUGCUGCGCAUGACGUUAUCGGCUGUGAACUGGCGUCGUCGCGAGAUGGUGCGGUGGCUUGUGACGUGCGCGACCGAACUCGGACUAGACGCGCUGAUGUCUAUCAUGCAGAACUGGUACGAGUUAUUCACGCCAACGGAAGCGACCGGCCCAGUAGCAGCAGCGGCGAUGUCGCACGCCAUUGCCCUGCGGCUCGGCCUCACAUUCGAGCAGCAGGAGAAGCUCAGUGCCUGCGCACGCACACUGGCAUUACAGUGCGCUGCUAAGGACCCACCCGGAUGCGCGCUCUCCGCGUUAUCAGUGUGCGAGGGUUCCGCGGGUGCGUUCGAAGCUGCGUGCGCGGCGGUGGGCGGGGCCGCAGCGCGCGGCGCGUUAGCGUCCAGUCAGCUCUUCGCAGUUGCACGAUAUAUGGAACAGAGAGGACAGCCGGCACGAGCGAUGAGACUAGCUACACUCGCGAUGAGGAAUCUACAUCUACAUUAUAACCAGGACACGCACCCCGCAAUCGCGGAUAUCCACUGGGCAGUGGCGUUGGCGCAUUCCUUGGGUCGCGCCGAGCUCCAAGCGAUGUUACCGCUGCUAGUGAAGAACGUGCAAUGCGCGCCCGUACUGUCGGACGUCCUCCGCCGUUGCUGCGUAGCUGCCGCCGGCUGCAGUCGGUCCCGGCCGCCGCCGCCACGCCCGCCAACGCCGCUCCGCCCACUGUUGGAGGCGGCGCUUCGUGCGUAUGCGUCCACCACGCACGCACGCCUUGCGCACAUAUCACCGAGACAUUACGCUGACUUCGUGGACUUUCUCGGUAAAGCGCGCGACACGUUUGCGCUCGCACACGACGGCCCCCACCAGUUUGCCGCAUUGCUCCAGGAGAUCAAACUCAAAUACAAGGGCAAGAAAAAACUCAUGUUCCUCGUCAAAGAGAGAUUCGGCUAAACCCCGCCAACGUUCUUAUGAUCCAUGCCAGAUGCCAUGUAUAUUUUUAAGCGUCUAAUCUGAGUGCAUCACGGGAAUACCUCAUAGUAUGUACCAAACCAGAUCGCAAGUAUUAUUGUAAUUAGUAUAUAAUAUACCUCCUAGCGUCGUGUAAGUAGCGAAUAUAUUGAUCUCAAUGAUUCCAAUAUGUAAAUAGCGUAGCUGUAAAUAUAGCGUAAGUUGUA